GCUAUUAUUCAAGGACAAAAAGAGACGAGAAAACUAAGAUCAGGACGAAUUAGUUAAGACCCCUUAUUACCUAAAGGACUAUACUUUUUGAAUGCACCGUGACUCACUUUUCGCUCUGCAGAGAUGACUGUUAUGAAUUAUAAUAUCCUGUCAUAUAUUCAUUUCUACGACAGUAAAUAAUAAAUAAAAAAUAUAGAAAUCUUCUUUUGUAUUGAGUACGAAAAUGCGGCUUAGAGUCGAAUGACGUUCCUAGAUGGAUGCUGUCUUUACUUGAUGUAAAAGGACUCGUUUUAAUCGUUGGACGUCAGUGAUUAACGGAUUAACGGAUUAAUCAGUGAUUAACGGAUUUGAUGGCGAGCAGAAAUAAAGCUUGAAUGGAAGCCUUCCUUGAACUGCUUUGUGACACACUGCUACUUUAUUCUAUGGAUUUCGGAAGGAGUGAAAGCAAAGUCGACUUUGUCUGGAUUUGAACUCUGACCAUUUUUCGCUGCUUAAUGCUUCUGCCAAUUAACCAAAUUAAUUAAUUAAACACGUUAAUUCAUACGUGAUUGUUAAUUAGCCAUCGUCAUCCUUUUUCAUGUUGAUGUGAAAAUCUAAGUGAGGGUUUCUUGUAAAAUAUACAAGUGAUGUUGAAGCUGAAAAUGUCCAUUCUGAUUUGUGAUUCCUUGAAUCUAUUGUGACAUCUUCGUCAUUGGAUCUCUAUUAAAUAUAAAUAUCAGAUGACAUUGGCGUGAAAGAAUCUAAGUAGACGGUAUCUUCAAAUAUCAACAAAAAUUACAUUCGUUGAAAGUAUAGGAAAAGAGAAUAUUUGUUCGGAAUAAAAAUAUAAGAAUUAAAAGAAGGAAAACAUCUCUGUCUGUUGUGGUGAGAGAUGAAAAAUGAUGGAAGACAAACUACGUGAGAACAAAGUUACAUGUAAGACACAGUCUACAAGUAUGGGCUUCCCUGCUGGUGUAAAGAAACAGAAAGAUAAAACAUUGUGUACAGGAGAGGGUGUGUACAGUUGUGAUGCAGCAGAGAAACCAUAUCAUUGUGAUAUCUGUGGUAAAUCAUUCUCAAGAAAUCAGUAUUUGACAAAACACAAGCACAUUCAUGCGGGAGAUAAACCAUAUCACUGUGAUAUCUGUGGUAAAUCAUUUUGUGGAAGUAGUAAUUUAAUUAAGCACAGACGUAUUCACACAGGAGAGAAGCCAUAUCAUUGUGAUAUCUGUGGUAAAUUAUUCUCUCAGAACAGUCACUUAACUACUCACAAGCGUAGUCACACAGGAGAUAAACCAUAUCACUGUGAUAUUUGUGGUAAAUCAUUCUCUCAAAAAUGUAACCUCAUUACUCACAAACAUUUUCAUACAGGAGAAAAACCAUAUCACUGUGAUAUCUGUGGUAAAUCAUUCUCUCAAAAAAGUCACUUAAUUGUUCACAAACGUAGUCACACAGGAGAGAAACCAUAUCACUGUGAUAUCUGUGGUAAAUCAUUCUCAAGUAAUCAUCAUUUAACAACACACAAACACAUUCAUACGGGAGAUAAACCAUAUCACUGUGAUAUCUGUGGUAAAUUAUUCGCUCAGAACAGUCACUUAAUUACUCACAAACGCAUUCAUACAGGAGAUAAACCAUAUCACUGUGAUAUCUGUGGUAAAUCAUUCUCUCAAAAUAGUCACUUAACUACUCACAAACGUAGUCACACAGGAGAUAAACCAUAUCACUGUGACAUCUGUAACAAGUCAUUCCUUCAAAAUGGAGACUUAACUACUCACAAACGUAUUCAUUCAGGAGAAAAACCAUUUCCCUGUGAUAUUUGUGGUAAAUCAUUCUCUCAAAAAGGUAACCUCAUUACUCACAAACGUUUUCAUACAGGAGAAAAACCAUAUCACUGUGAAGUCUGUGGGAAAACCUUCUCAGGAGGUAGUUACUUCACUACUCAUAAACGUAUGCAUACAGGGGAGAAACCAUAUCACUGUGAAAUUUGUGGUAAAUCAUUCUCAAGAAGUCAUCACUUAACAUCACACAAACACAUUCAUACAGGAGAUAAACCAUAUCACUGUGAUAUCUGUGGUAAAUUAUUUGCCCAAAAUAGUGACUUAACUUCUCACAAACGUCUUCAUUCAGGAGAGAAACCAUUUCCAUGUGGCAUUUGUGAUAAACCAUUUUCCCAAGAUACUCACUUAACUAGCCAUGUAUGUAUUUAUGCAGAACAAUAGCUUCAUUAGUGAUGAAAUUUGGCUCGUAGUGAAUAAAUUUGAAUAUAUGGAAUACUUGAUUUUUGAUCAUCAAAAUAAUGUUUACGUGUUUUAGUUUGUUCAUAAAUUUGUGUCUAUAUGUUCAUGCGUUCACACUUAUGCAUGCAUGAAUGCACACACACGUGUAUGAGCAUAUACAUCAAUAUAUAAGUCUGCAUCUCAUAAACAUGUGGCCUCACGUAAAACCACAAAAACAACCCAACUCCAACUGAGCUAAAUUCCUGCUAAAAGUUGCCAUUCUUUUUUUUUUCUUAACCCCUUAACCCUUUUCAUGCCAAUCUGCCCAAAACUCUCCCAGGUUCUAUGAUAUACAUUUUCUGC
Octopus sinensis (East Asian common octopus) is the source of this 2558-nucleotide messenger RNA. RefSeq names its product zinc finger protein OZF-like. Gene Ontology annotation, biological process: regulation of transcription by RNA polymerase II. The record is from RefSeq and is a predicted model, not a curated record. Lineage: Eukaryota; Metazoa; Mollusca; Cephalopoda; Octopoda; Octopodidae. Gene Ontology annotation, molecular function: RNA polymerase II cis-regulatory region sequence-specific DNA binding; DNA-binding transcription factor activity. The transcript is spliced from 6 exons. Bases 879 to 2198 code for a protein of 439 amino acids.